Cladophialophora immunda is the source of this 501-nucleotide messenger RNA. RefSeq lists its product as uncharacterized. The record is from RefSeq and is a predicted model, not a curated record. The transcript has a single exon. The coding region runs from base 1 to 501 and encodes 166 amino acids. NCBI's taxonomy places the organism in Eukaryota, Fungi, Ascomycota, Eurotiomycetes, Chaetothyriales, Herpotrichiellaceae.
AUGGAGGACAAUCUCGAUUGCACCUUGCUGCUACCCUCGCAUACGGGCCCCAAUGUCUUCCCAAACAGCCCUUUCUUUGGCAAGCUCCUGCGGCAUGCACGACGCGGUCGAGUCGCCGUGGUAGCCGUCAAGACUCCAUCCGAUCUUGCAGAGGACGGCGUUGGACACCAGUGGUUGACGAUCGAGCGCCUUCGAGCAGACCUCCGCGUCGAACUGACGCCGUACAAGCUCCCGACUCUGCUCCGGGUCGUGCAGGGCGAGCUCCCCGAGGGCGGCAGGGGCAAAGUGCAGAAGAAGAUCCUGGGUCCCCAGAUGUUCCCGCCGGGCUGGAGGACGGACGCGGAUGUGCGGUUCUGGGAUCCUCAGCGAAACAAGGGGCCUAGGCCGUCAAUAGAUCUUACAUGCCUGGCGGAUCUUGGUUCCAUCUUAUCCGAGUCUUUUAUCAUGAUAUCCUUCACCACCGUCGUCGCCAUCUGGCUUGCUCGGCGCCAACGGUCUUAG